Messenger RNA from Chlorella variabilis, 1617 nucleotides. RefSeq lists its product as hypothetical. Gene Ontology annotation, molecular function: protein-phosphatidylethanolamide deconjugating activity. Bases 1 to 1617 code for a protein of 538 amino acids. The record is from RefSeq and is a predicted model, not a curated record. The transcript is spliced from 7 exons. Lineage: Eukaryota; Viridiplantae; Chlorophyta; Trebouxiophyceae; Chlorellales; Chlorellaceae.
AUGAUUCUGGCGCAGGGGCUGGUGCGUCACGUGCUGGGCCGCGAGUGGCGGUGGCCAGAGGCGGCGCGCCAGCAGCAGGCGGCAGCGGCGCCGGCGCUGGCGGCGGCGCCGGCCGAGGCGCCCCCCAGGCUGGCCCGCCUGCUGGAGCUGUUUUGGGACACGCCCGCAGAGCGCAACCCCUUCUCCCUGCACAGCCUGUGCCGCGCGGGGCAGGCGUGCGGCGUGGUGGCGGGGCGUUGGCUGGGGCCCUGGGUCAUGUGCAAGACGCUGGCGGCGGCGGCGGGCGCCGCGCGGCGGCAGGGAGUGGACUUGGGUCUGACGGUCGCGGUGCUGGCAGAGAGCGGCGGCGGCGCGCCCCUGCUGGUGACCAGCCGCUUCGAGCCCGCCUUUGGCGCCGGCGGGCCGCCGUCGCAGGGCCAGGAUGCCGCGGCGCAGCAGGGGCAGCAGCAGGAGCGGGAGCAGCGGCAGCGGCAGCAGGGCACGGAUGGGAGCGCGGCGGCGGCGGCGGAGCUGGUGCCUGUGGGCAGCGGCAUGCUGGCUGUCGAGCCGCCCUCGCUGGCCGCCAGCGUCAGCCAGCUGACGGGCGGCGGCGGCGGCGGGCGCGGGCUGGUGCUGCUGGUGCCGCUGGUGCUAGGGCUGGGGAAGCUCAACCCGCGGUACAUCCCGCAGCUGGAGGCGGUACUGGCCAUGCCUCAGAGCAUCGGCAUCGUGGGGGGGCGCCCCUCAUCCUCCCUCUACUUUGUGGGCUUCCAGCACCUGCACCAGCACCAGCACGCAGCGGCGCCGGCGCCGGCGGCCGCGGCCGCGGCACCGGCAGCCGGCGCUCCCGCGGCAGUGGGGGCGGCGCCGGCUGAAGCCGCGGCAGCGCCCCUGGGCGCGGCGCCGGCCGCGGCGCCAGCCGCGGGGCCCGCAGCGGCGGGGCCCGCAGCGGUGGCGGCGGGAGGCGCGGCCGGGCGGGAGGCGGGGGCGGGGAGCGCCGCCGCCACCAGCAGCGUGAUCUAUCUUGACCCGCAUCAAGUGCAGGAGGCGGCCGCCUGCCCCGACGACUGGCGCACCUUCUGGUGCGAGACGCCUCGCUCCAUGCCGCUGCCCUCCAUCGACCCAUCCCUGGCCCUGGGCUUCUACUGCUCCUCCCUGGGCGAGUACCGAGACCUGUGCAGCCGGCUGGAGGCGCUGGAGCGGCGGUCGGGCGGCGCGCCGCUGGUGUGCGUGGCCACCCAGGCGGCGGCGGCGAGGUACGCCUCGCCGCACGAGACAGAGUGGGAGCCCGAUGAGUUGAGCUCGGAGGGAGAAGAGGAGGAGGAGGGCGGCGCUGGCAGCGCGGAGGAGGCGUGUCAGGAGGAGCCCGUGGUGCUUCAGCCCGAUGUGGUGGCAGAGGCGGAGGCGGCAGUGCCGUCGCCGCCGCCGGCGGCAGCCAGGGGCGCAGCCUCGGCGGGACCUGCCAGCCCCGCGGCGGCGGCAGCGCCGCCGGCGCCGCCGCGAAGCGGCCCGGGCUCGCUCCAGCCGGCGCAGCAGCAGCAAGGGCUGUCGCCACAGCAGCAGCAGGCGGGGCAGCAGCAGGGCGGCGCGCCCGGCAUGUCGCCUCGGCAGAUGAGCCGCGGCUGGGAGCUCUUGUAG